Pararge aegeria (speckled wood butterfly) is the source of this 4208-nucleotide messenger RNA. Its product is annotated as ankyrin repeat domain-containing protein 50. Lineage: Eukaryota; Metazoa; Arthropoda; Insecta; Lepidoptera; Nymphalidae. The coding region runs from base 108 to 4184 and encodes 1358 amino acids. The transcript is spliced from 7 exons. Gene Ontology annotation, molecular function: protein binding. The record is from RefSeq and is a predicted model, not a curated record.
CGGUGCGUAUCCGAGACCGCGGGCUUCGCUGCGCGCUGCAUUACUGCGCGUCAAGCGGCGCAGGAGUGAACCAAGCAGCGCGAGCUGCGUGUGCUGACCGUGUCCUCAUGGCAGCACCGGCUCUAGCAGACGCGCGAGACGCAGAUGGUCUGACUCCCUUACAUCUGGCAGUAGUCCAUGGAAACGUGCCCUUAGUGCAAACGCUGCUCGCCGUCGGCGCUGAUGUUAACGCAAAGGACAACGAGCAGCAUACUGUUGUGCAUUGGGCUACAGUUUGUGGCGAGGUGGGCGCGCUGAGGGCAGUCCUGGCGGCCGGGGCAAACGCCGCAACGUCGGACCAGCACGGCGGGUUUCCGCUGCACUACGCCGCGCAGAUGUGCGGAGCCCCUGCAGCUACUGACCACCAGAGUAGGGGAGCGGCGUUGGAAGUGCUCCGGGCGCUGGUGAGGGAGGGCGGAGCGCGAGUAGACGUUCGUGACGCCGAUGGUCGCACACCGCUGCUAUGGGCAGCCUCAGCCGGUUCCGCCGCAGCCGUGUUGGGGUUGCAUCAAGCUGGUGCGAGUGUCGAUGAUGCUGACAGGGAUGGAUUAACAGCGCUACACUGCGCAGCUGCCCGCGGUCAUACCGAAGCUCUAGAAACAUUAGUUGGCCUUUGCGGAGCACGUGUUGAUGUUGCUGAUUCGCACGGUUGCACCCCCUUACAUUACGCAGCAGCACUAGGGCAUGCAGAUGCAACUUCCGCCCUACUAGUCCAUGGAGCUGAUUCUCAUAGACAAGACCGAAGGGGAAGAAGUCCUGCGCAUACUGCUGCUGCGAAAGGCCAGAUAGAGACCGUCCGUAUACUAGGUGCAAGGGGGGCAAAUUUAUGGCUUAGAAAUUCUAAAGGAGAUUUGCCAUUACACGAAGCAGUAGCAUCAGGGCGAAGAGAAUUAGUGAAGUGGUUGCUAGAUGGAAGGCCGUCACAAGUCAAUGCCACAAAUCAUGAAGGACGAACACCUUUACAUAUUGCAGCUGCCACUGAUAAUGCUGAUCUAUGUCGCCUAUUACUUGACCGAGGUGCCGAAGUUAAUCCAGUAGCAAGAUCAUCAAAAAAUGAACCUCUAACGCCUUUGGACUGCGCGGCAAGCAGAGGCCAUAGGUCGACAGCUAAGUACUUGCAAAUGCACGGUGGGUUACCAGCAUCAAAACUUUCUAAUACACAAAUAGUUAUAGACGGUGCCCAAAUUACUGGUUUACCGACUAGAAAAGUCACAAGUACAAAAAUUGAUGUACGCGAUCGAAUAAGAAUUGAAAAACGUGAAGUAGUCGAACUUUCAAGCCCAUGUUCAGAAAAACGUAGAAUAAUUAAACAAAGAAGUGAGCUUGAUUCAAUGAGUUCUUCGUCUGAAGAUCGAACAAUUAAAAGGAAAUCUCAAAACGAAUUUACUGAACGGUAUAUUGAUCGAAAGAAAAAACUAGCUGAGAAACAAAAAAGUUUUAGUGAUGGAUAUGAUAGUGAGUUUGAAGGACACGAUAAACGCAAAGACUAUAAACAUAAAGUAAAAAAAGAUUUAAAAGUAAAAAAAAAUCGGUCAAGAAGUGAACCAAGUAGGCGAACUAAACAAAGUGCUAAACAACGUAGACAUUAUAGAUCUACUUCAGAAAGUUCAUCUGAAUCAUCGGAUCAUUCAAAAAAACGAAAAAGUAAACGACAUAGAAAGCGCCAUAAAAGAAAAUCUACAACAACAUCUGAGAGCAGUUCAGAGUCAAGUGAACGGCAAACAACAAAACGAAGAGGUAAGAAAACAUCAAUCCAUAUUGAACAUGAUGAUGAGAAACAAAAAGUAAAUAUUAUUAAAUAUAAAAAAGUAGAAACUCCCCAUCAAAGUUCAGAAAUACCAGAAAAAGAUAAUGAUAAUGCAACACCCGAUAAUAUGCCUUUAAACACAGAUGUAGAACCCACUAAGGAGAGCCAACUUAGUAAAAACAAAACUCACAGUGAAACAGAAACUGAUACAGUUUCGGUUAAAACUAAUAUGGUUAUAACAGAAGCCCAAAUUCAUAUGGAACGUGAAUCUAGUCAACAUGGCAGUUCAGAAUUGAUUGUUACUAUGGAUUCAUCGAAUAACGUUUCCAUUGAAACUACUAAUUUGUCUGUUACACAUAAAGACGAAAGUGAAAAUGUACCUCACGACGACGAAAAAGAAAAAGAGGCUGUAUCUGAAUUGGUAAAAGACGAAUCUGAAGCGAAGUCUCAAGAAACACCAUCUGAAUCCAUAACAGUGAAUGAAUUAGAAGAAAAAAAUGACAAUAUUGAUGAAAAAAAUUCAUCCAAAAGUAGUGACGAUUUAGAGCAACCUAAGCCUAAAUCAAGUUUAGAACAGGAGGUGGAAAAAAAAGAUUCUUCUGGUGAAUCGAAUAAGGAAGUAAAAAUUUCUGACAAAGAAUCUACAGAUAAAGCUACUGGUGAAGAAUCAAAUGAAUCAACUAAAGAAGGUAGUUUAGACAAAGCACGAAAAACAUCAUUCAAAGUUUUGUCGGGUCCAGAUGAAAAAAAAACCGAUAGUGAUGGAACCCAAGAGAUUAAAUCAAAUGUAGAAAUUACAAGUAAUGAAUUGGUAGAGUCUCAAGAUAAAAGCCACACCGUCUCGUUUUCCAAUAAAGAUGAAGUUUUUAAAAUUAAGGACUCAGAUGUUUCAGAACACUUAAUGGGGGAACAUGUUGAUCAUAAACCAGUUCUAGAAUCUGAAGACAUAAAAAGAGAAACCAGCGGAAAAGAGAGUUUUGGAUCUACAGAACAAGAAAUUAUUGAAGAAGCAACCGGUAGUUCCGAUGUUGCUCCACUUGUCGAUAAAGGUAUUAUAAAAAUUUUGGAUGAUGGUACUUCAAAUGAUACGGCGCAGCAAAGUUUUGAACAGGAUGACAAUACACCGUAUGAUACAAAUUUGCCACUCUCAGAAACAUCGCCUAGGCAAUUUAAAUCAUCAAAGGAUAGCCAAGGCAGCAGAAAAAGUAGUAUUUAUGAAACUGAAAGUUACAAAGUUUUAUCUGAUACCGUGGGACCACCUGAGGCUGGAACAGGUAUACUAAAAAAACCAAGUGGCGGGGAUGACGAUCAUGAAUUACAUUAUGAACACAGUCUAAAUAGGGAUAGUUCAUUUGGAAGAAUACCAAGUAUAAGUGACAACGAAAUUUAUUAUAGUCAUUCAGAAGCAAAUGGAAGAAGGAAACGUUUUCGUAAAAAAGGUAGAAUGAGAAGUCGUAUUACGAUAAGGUCUAAAAGUGAAAACUCUGAAAGAGGUUACGAAUCUAGUGGUUUAAUGGAUUCAGGUUUUGAACCAAGCCCGCGGCCUGUCCAGCGCUGCAUUGCGAGUCCAAGGCUUAAUGCCUAUUAUCAGCAAAGAAGAAGUGCAAGGGUUACGGGAGUGGCCGAUAGUAAAAUACCGGUGAGAAAGCCAGGCGACAAAAGAGCUGUCGAUAUGAGGUCUGUGACACAACGAAUACAGACAAAUAUGAGAAGAUAUUACUGCGAGCGAAAGAUCUUUCAGCAUUUACUAGAACUGAAACGUCUGCAAAUAAGAACAAGUAAAGCAAACGAAGCUGUCUUAGUCAAACGAACGAUUGAUGAGUACAAUAAAUCAAGUUUAGCUCACGUCGGUCUAGGUCCUUACAACAAUACGGAUUACUCAUUUAGCAGUUUCGAAAAAUUUCUUUAUAACAGCCUUAGAAAGUUACAAAAGAGUGGAAAGAAGCAACUUGACAAUUUACCAGAAAAGCCGAUUGAUUUUGACUAUGGAGAGAGCGAGUUAUAUAAAAUGGGUGCCAUACCAGACAACCCAUGUCUGUGCACAAGCAAGACACAUCGGUGUUUUCAUGCCGUACAUGCCUAUACUGGGAUACCGUGUUCAGCUUACAUUCCUUACAAAUGGAAUCACCAUACGAUGCCAAAGCCAGUAACAGCAGGUGCAGCAGUCAAGUCCAAAGGUUUUCUACCUAAAAUUAAUUCAAAACCACCAUCUGGAAAGGCACACGUUACACUGGAAGUAUCUCACGGCACGGAGAAACAGCUGAUAGCAUUGCCAGCGGAGAAAUUGGACAGGAAUAAAAAAUACUAUGUAACAUUUACUGUUAAGGGUUCUGAACCCCCAUCAGAUAAUGAUAAUGCUUCACCGAAAACUUCUAACAAGACCGUUAGAAGUGGCUAACAUUUAAGUGACCUCGUAAUAAAG